Oncorhynchus keta (chum salmon) is the source of this 6560-nucleotide messenger RNA. It is a transcript of the gene rab23, whose product is annotated as RAB23, member RAS oncogene family. Gene Ontology annotation, molecular function: GTP binding; GTPase activity. The transcript has 8 exons. The record is from RefSeq and is a predicted model, not a curated record. The coding region runs from base 636 to 1343 and encodes 235 amino acids. NCBI's taxonomy places the organism in Eukaryota, Metazoa, Chordata, Actinopteri, Salmoniformes, Salmonidae.
AACCCUUUACAAUGAAGAUCUGUGAAAUUAUUUGGAUUUUUACAAAUGAUCUUUGAAAGACAGGGUCCUGAAAAAGGGACGUUUAUUUUGUUGCUGAGUUUAUUAUGUUCUCUUCCUCCGACUUUUAGCUUAGAACAUUUUUUGGGGUGGCAGAUUUUUGUCUCGCUUAAGGCGGCAGAAAGUCGAACACUGGCCCUGGUGGUCACGAUACAACCUGGCCACACACAGACUCUAGAUCAGUUUAGAUUAAUUUAUUUUACAGGAGCUGUAGUUCAUAAACUGACCCAGCGAGUUGCAGUGAACUGCGCAUCUGCUAUCAGAAACCAAAAGCGUUUAAAGCAACCGGACUGCAGUUGUGGCAAUUGUAUUUUGUUUUCGUCUCGUGCUGUUUGUUGCCUGUUGCAGCUGCAAGUGAAAGACGGUCAUGUAACUGGAUGCCGGUGUUUUAAGUGAUCCAGUGACAGCCCUCCGAAAGCAACACCAGACUGCCUGGAAGUGUGAGGAAAGCCCAGCAACACCAGACUGCCUGGAAGUGUGAGGAAAGCCCAGCAACACCAGACUGCCUGGAAGUGUGAGGAAAGCCCAGCAACACCAGACUGCCUGGAAGUGUGAGGAAAGCCCAGCAACACGUAGCCAUGUUGGAGGAGGACAUGGAAGUGGCCAUCAAGGUGGUGGUGGUGGGCAACGGUGCGGUGGGGAAGUCCAGCAUGAUCCAGCGCUACUGCAAGGGCAUCUUCACCAAGGACUACAAGAAGACCAUCGGUGUGGACUUCCUGGAGAGACAGCUACUAGUGAAUGAUGAAGAUGUGAGAUUGAUGUUGUGGGACACGGCAGGGCAGGAAGAGUUUGACGCCAUCACCAAGGCCUACUACCGCGGUGCCCAGGCGUGUGUACUGGUCUUCUCCACCACCGACAGGGAAUCGUUUGAGGCCAUCGGCAGCUGGUGGGAGAAGGUGGAGAUAGAGGUGGGAGACAUCCCCACUGUCCUGGUGCAGAACAAGAUUGACCUUCUGGAUGAUACAGUGAUCAAAAAUGAGGAGGCAGAAGGUCUGGCCAAGAAGCUCAAGUUAAGGUUUUACCGAACCUCCGUAAAGGAGGACCUCAAUGUCAAUGAAGUUUUUAAAUACCUAGCAGAUAAGUAUCUGCAGCGACUGAAGCGACAAACAGCAGAAGAGCCUGAGGUAGUCCAUACAACUAGCAAUAAAAUUGGAGUUUUCAACACCACAAGUAGUAACUUAUCUAGUCAGAACUCCAGCAACGGCCGAGAAGUCAUCAGCUUGCGACCCAACAAACAGAGGACAAAGAAAAGCAAAAACCCCUUUGGUAGCUGCAGCCUUCUUUAGAAUCAAUGCAUUCCCUACAAUAAUAUACGAUUUCACUGCCGUGUGAGUGUAAGAGUCUAUACAUUUAUAUUUGAGCAUAACCUAGGUGUAGGUCUUAGUUUGACCCCUCUUUUGUUGCUGAGAAUUUCCCUGCAAAUGACCUUCAUGAUGGACAUAAAUUCACAAGAAAUCUGCACGUAUAACAUAUUAACAGUAUUGCACUUCAUGUAGCCUAAUUUUGGCCAGCAAAUAGUCUAAACCACAGAACAAGCAACACUAAACGUUCAAAUCCUGUUGCUGCAGGAUUAUUUUUGCUCUGACAAUAUUGGUCAAAUGAAGAUCCGACAUCUGUAAAUCUAAUAUGCACCUGAGUAUUGUGAAUACCAUGCCUUUGAGCAUCUUUACAGAUCAAGUGCAGCCUUUGUUUCUCAUGGAUAGAUGUAUGAAAUAUAAAGCGACAGUAACAAUAGUCGUCCUGUUGGCUGUAAUGGGUACUACAAUCCAACACAGACUAUGUUGUAGCAUGAAUGUAAUGCUUGAAGCAGAUCUUUUGAGAAAUAGUAGUUGGGCAUGACAGGGUUCUCCCAUUUACACCCUUCAACAUGGUGCAGGGAAGGGUUACAUUCUAGUUCACUAACAAGGUGUAUUUGUAUGUUCAUAUUGUUAUUUUUUAUAGAUUGCCAUUUGUGCACUUGAAUCUGUUUGUAUUGUAAGAAAUAUACAGAUUACUUUCUACCAUAUUUGUUCUAAAAUAUUAAUGGAAUAUGGUUCAAUAUGCUGAGUGUACAAAACAUUAGGAACACCUUCCUAAUAUUAAGUUUCUCCCCCUUUUGCCCUCAGAAAGUGGUUAAGUUGUCGGGGCAUGUACUAUACAAGGUGUCCAGAGCAUUCCACAGGGAUUCUGGCCCAUGUUGACUCCAGUGUUUCCCACAGUUGUGUCAAGUUGCCUGAAUGUCCUUUGGAUGUUGGACCAUUCUUGAUUAAACACAGGAAACUGUUGAGCAUGAAAAACAUAGCAGCAUUGCAGUUCUUGACACACUCAAACCGGUGCCCUAUCAAAGGCACUUAAAUAUUUUUGUGUCUUGCCCAUUCACCUUCUGGAUGGCACACAUACACAAUCCAUGUCUCAAGGCUUUAAAAAUCCUCCUGUCUCCUCCCCUUCAUCUACACUGAUUUGAAGUGGAUUUAACAAGUGGCAUCAAUAAAGGAUCAUAGCUUUCACCUGGUCAGUCUGUCAUAAAAAUGUUUUGUACACUCUGUGUAUAUCAUGAAUAAAGACUAAGGGCUCUAUUUUAACAAGGCUAACACAAUGGUACGUUUUAAUGCUGGCAGUGGCGUUAUGGGUUCGGGAUGUCAUGUUCUUGUUAUUUUCACUACCAGAAUUAUUGGCGCAGUAGCUGGCUGUGGUGUGAAAGCUGGGUUUUGAUGAACAAACAUGUUGUUGGUGUGUUGAGGUUUGGCCCCUCACCGGCCAAUCAGAACGUGCCCCAUGACUAAAUAUGUGGUGGCUUCAAGUUGUGUGUUUACGCUAUUUUAUGUGUUAAACCAAAAACAAUGUUUCUAAAUAGGAUCGGGUCAGAAGCUUUAUCUUACACGGCUUCUCGUUCCAUGGCAUUGUGUACACGUGGUCUAAAUGUCUUUACACACAACAUUCUGAUGACUAUACAAAAUACUAGGCUCCUGACAUUUGUAUCGUUGCCUAUGUUUUGAGAAUCAGCCUGCAACAAUCUACCGUUAUGUCAUUAUAGAAGGACUGAAUAGUUCGGAGGAAUGUGGCUUUGGUAAUCAGACGAGGGGUGUUCUUUGAAAAUGGGGAUGGAUAGCCUACUUGAACAAGCUAAAUGCCGGUAUGUGAAUAAUUAAAAAGCAUUAAGGCAAACUAAUUUCAAAGCACUCUGACUAUUUAAAAUGGCUUCAUUCAUACUAAUUUUGGCUAAUGGCCAUUGCAUGGGCGGUAAGCUGUUUUUACAUUUUAGUCAUUUAGCAGAUGCUCUUAUUCAGAGCGACUUACAGGAGCAAUUAGGGUUAAGUGCCUUGCUCAAGGGCACAUCGACAGUUUAUUUUACCUAGUCGUCUCGGGGAUUCAAACCAGCAACCUUUCAGUUACUGGCCCAACACUCUUAACCACUAGGCUACCUGCCACUCCACCUGCUUUUUGAGGGUCUUCAACUAAUGUGCGUUUGAUGCUUGCACCUUAACACCAGCCAACAAUCGAAACCUACGAGAUUCAGACAUAUGUUCAUUCUUUUCUGAAAUGUAUUUUUAUAUGAAUCUUAACAAUGAGCUGCUUAACACCUUCGUUAACAUAGUGCCAAAUAGUUUCAAAUGCUUAUUUCAUUGUAAGAAAUUAGCAUAUUUUAAAGAAAAAUUGGAGGCAUUUUUCAGUUGAGAAUAUUGAAUUACAGUCGACUAGAAGAGUUUGCUGUUAUACGACCAAAUACUAUUUGAGAUUUGCACAAUAGGCCCUCUACUUGUGACAAACUUAUACAAUGUUGUAGACUUAUAGGAUGGAUGAGCCGGUGAAGAGGAUUUUGCUACACAGAACAUACAAAUCAAUAAUAUCCCUCUAUCUGGUUAGCGCACACAAUUCAUGCACAGGUGUUUGUACUGGUCAUUGUAACUGGCCAACUGUUUGGUCUAACUUUCAUAGGGUACUAGCAAUUGAAAUUGUUUACAUGUUACAUUGCUGCAUUUAAAUAUGUGCUUUGUGUUUCUACUGUGGUACAAUCAAUGGUAACAUCUUUAAUGUGCUCAUAUUUGAGUCAAUUUAUAUUUGUUACAUUUUAUAUUUGUUACGUUAAUUUCGGGAGAAAUAAACACUUGUUUACUAAAAUAUCCAAUUUUUAUUUUUAAGUGAAAACAGAUCUCAAUUAAUGGUGUCUUGAUUGAGUGUUCUUACGUUAUGAACAGAACUACUAUCAUGCUCUGAGGAGUGCUUUGUAAUGGCUUAAUUUUCGAGCCUAGUCGUCAUGCUUGGAUAAUGUUCUGUUACCACUCUAACCGAUGUUGACUUUUUCUGAGGCAAGACAUAUUUUUGCUCUCAUUUCACUGUAAGACGAACAGGAAAUUCUCAUUGUCUCUAUAACGUCCUAUUCAUAACUUUUAGUUAACCAUUAACACUUCACAAAUCAAAAUGGCCCCCGUGUUUCUAAGUACAUUCCACUGUAUUUAAAAAAACAAAAAAAAGUACUGUCUUCAGUAAAUGAUGCAUGCUUGCCUUAUGUUAGUUUUUUUUUUUUUUUUUUUUUUCAUUUGAAGGAAUGUGGAACCACGGUCCAAUGCCACAAUGCUUUGUCCAUGUAUGUUUACAUCCUCAUUCUUAAACAUAACUAUUUUGUUUUAAAGAUGCCUGCUCAGUGAAUAUUGUAAAUCACACUCCGUCCCUUUAUAACAGUUGCUGUUUGUAAACAUGUGUUAUGGUUUGUUUGUCUUCUGAAAAUACAAUGUUUUAUAAUGACCAAUGAACAUAUUUAUAAUUCAGUCAGUUACCAUUCUUAGAAAAUCUAUGGCCAAGUGCUCUUUCACUCAGAUGAUGUGAGAAUCACUGUAAUCCAUUCUAUUGUUACAACGUUAUUACAUUCAGCAGAUGACUUUUUGAAAUAUGGCAUACUGCUUCCACCAACUUUAAUGUUUGUACCCAGAUGUGCCAGUCUGUUUCUGCUUUCUUGUAAACUCCUUAGCGAGUUGGCAUUUAUUGUCAUGAAUCUUGACCUGGAGGCAGCUAUGCUGUGGUCACUAGCUAGCAGUCAUAAAAUCUGAUGUUAAACAACCACACUGCUAACCCUAAUCUUAAAUUACAACCAGGGCAAGAUUCAUUUAAUAUAUAUAUUUCACCUUUAUUUAACCAUUUGCAACUGCAACCUCGCCAAGAUAAAGCAAAGCAGUGUGACACAAGACAACAGCACAGAGUUACACAUGGAGUAAACAAUAAACAAGUCAAUGACACAGUAGAAAAAAUAAAGUCUAUAUACAGUGUGUGCAAAAGGCAUGAGGAGGUAGGCAAUAAAUAGACCAUAGGAGCGAAUAAUUACAAUAUAGCAGAUUAACACUGGAGUGAUAAAUGAGCAGAUGAUGUGCAAGUAGAGAUACUGGUGUGCAAAAGAGCAGAAAAGUAAAUAAAACAAAACCAGUAUGGGGAUGAGGUAGGUAGAUUGGGUGGGCUAUUUACAGAUGGACUAUGUACAGCUGCAGCGAUCGGUUAACUGCUCAGAUAGUUGGUGAGGGAAAUAAAAGUCUCUAACUUCAGUGGGUUUUUUUUUUUUUUUUGCAAUUCGUUCCAGUCACUGGCAGCAGAGAACUGGAAGGAAAGGCGGCCAAAUGAGGUGUUGGUUUUGGGGAUGAUCAGUGAGAUAUACCUGCUGGAACGCUACGGGUGGGUGUUAUCGUGACCAGUGAACUGAGAUCAGGCGGAGAUUUACCUAGCAUGGACUUAUAGAUGACCUGGAGCCAGUGGGUCUGGUGACUAAUAUGUAGAGAGGGCCAGCCGACUAGAGCACACAGGUCGCAGAGGUGGGUGGCAUAAGGUGAUUUGGUAACAAAAUGGAUGGCACUGUGAUAGACUGCAUCCAGUUUGCUGAGUAGAGUGUUGGAAGCUAUUUUGUAGAAGUCGAGGAUCGGUAGGAUAGUCAGUUUUACUAGGGUAAGUUUGGAGGUGUGAGUGAAGGAGGCUUUGUUGCAAAAUAGAAAGCCAAUUCUAGAUUUGAUUUUUGGAUUGGAGAUGUUUAUAAGUCUGGAAGGAGAGUUUACAGUCUAGCUAGACACUUAGGUAUUUAUAGUUGGCCGCAUAUUCUAGGUUGGAACUUCCAGGGUGGUGAUGCUAGUCGGGUGGGCGGGUACGGGCAGCGAACGGUUGAAAAGCAUGCAUUUGGUUUUACUAGCGUUUACGAGCAGUUGGCCAUGGAAGGAGUGUUUGUAUGGCAUUGAAGCUCGUCAUAACCCUAAACGUCAACCUGCAACUCCUGGAAUUGUCAUGCUAAACAUUGUUUGUCAGUAUGGAGUAGACAAGGGCACAUACAUACCUGGGUCCAGGCUACAGACUUUGUGUCACAAAAUUUUGACAAAAUGUAACACUUAAUAGUAGGUGUAUAUCUCACCUAGUUUGUUAAUUUGCAUUACUUUGAUUUAACAGUUAUAAAGUGUCUCAAGGUGUACCACACAUUCUUGCACCUGCUCCUUUGUUGACAAUCUGUUUUGAUGAUGGUGAUCUAUAGCAUAAAUAAAAUAUCUAUUUUCAUUGUU